Messenger RNA from Annulohypoxylon maeteangense, 1188 nucleotides. RefSeq lists its product as uncharacterized. NCBI's taxonomy places the organism in Eukaryota, Fungi, Ascomycota, Sordariomycetes, Xylariales, Hypoxylaceae. The transcript has 2 exons. The record is from RefSeq and is a predicted model, not a curated record. Bases 59 to 1066 code for a protein of 335 amino acids.
UGUAAUCCUUCGAAACACAAACUCACCUAUCGAGAAAUGUGUUGCGUACAAUCUUGCAAUGGCGCCAAUUCGCCGAUACCUUCGCAUCACCAAAUAUUCCGUCAUUGAAUGCCGAAUUUACCUUGACAAUCCUGCCCUUGCUCAUACUUGGCUCUUGAGUCCGAGGAAUCCGAUGUUGCCAAGAGUUAUCGAGAGUGUGCGCCCACUCGUAUUACCCAAGCUACGUGAGGAACGGGAGCGAAGUAGAAAGCGGAGUACUAAGAAGAAAGGGAUCAAGGAUGUUGUGGUCGAAGAUGAUUUCGAGGUAUCCAUAUUCCUGACCGAGACAAGCACCCGCCACGCGCUCCUCACGAAGCACAAGCACUUCCACGACACCACCCAAACCAAGCUAACCUCUAAUUCCGCACGCUUGAUUGGUGAGACCAACGAGGCACCCAUCGAUGUCGAUGCUACGACAGGACUAGGUCCAGUAAUCAGGCGUGAGGAGAGCGACGACGACGAAGAUGCUGCGGUGGCCUUGGCAGCCAUCCCAGCGGCAGAUGAGACCGCAGCGGGUAGCAACAGUAGUAGCGGCAGGCGACCCAAGCGCGCACGCAAGAAUACAGAAACAGAAAUAGCCGCAGAUCCCGACCUAGAUGUGGAGAUCGUCUCGGAUAGCCAGGACGAAGAUGACCAAGACGACGAGGACGAUCAAGACGGUCUAUUCGUGCAUGACGACGACGUUAGCACGAGGCCGCCACCGCCCAAACGUCGCAAGGGAUCUGCGAAAGAAGUGGACGAAAGUGCCGAGGCCGAGAUCGAAAAUGACAAAGACGACAAGAAGAAAUUAGCGAUGGACAUCUCGUACGAGGGAUUUUCUAUUUACGGACGCGUGCUGUGCCUCGUCGUCAAGCGCCGCGACGGUAACAUCGGCUCCGGCCCCCAACAACAACAAGCGGGCCGUGGCAGCAAGGCCGCGACCGCUGCGGCCGGGAGCCAUGCGACGAAACAUGGGGGCGGGGGUCAGGCUAUGAUGGAGAACUUCAUCAUCUCCACCCAAGUGCCGGCGGGCGCAGAGCCGUCGUGAACCCCAUCGCGAUAGAUACGUUAUUACAAUGUCUCAUUACUAAUACAUACACAUACACUACGCUACCGUCUUCUACCCGCGAUGGAUUCGCGCGCGGUAGCAUCCAUGCACGUCACCCAAUC